AUGAACUUGUUCAUCAGCUGUCUUCUGUUCGCCUUGUUGAUGACUUGGUAUUAUGUUCGCAGACAACUCGACCCUUUGAAUUCUAUUCCAGUAGUGGGCCCUUCAUGGCCAAUCAUAUCGUAUCUUGGGGCAUUUAAGUUCGCCCGCCAUGCGAGGGCGAUGCUGCAGGAAGGAUAUAGCAAGUACAAGGGUUCUGCAUUCAGGAUCGCUAUGUUGGACCGAUGGAUUGUUAUCGUCUGUGGUGCUGAAAUGAACGAGGAGUUGCGUAAGUUUCCAGACGAUCAGAUGUCUUUCAUCAAUGCCGCCGAGGAACUUGUUCAAACGAAAUACACAAUCGCCGAAGACGUGAUUGCGCACCCAAUUCAUAUCAAUGUCAUUCGGGGACCCCUCACACGCAAUUUAGUAUCGAUAUUACCUGCCGUUAUCGACGAAAUUGACGCGGCUUGCCGGGAAUUGAUUCCAACCGAAGGAGAUGAAUGGGUAACAAUACCUGCAGUUCCUCUUAUGACCGGCGUCGUGUGUCGGGCCAGUAACCGUGUAUUCGUUGGUCUACCGAUGUGUAGAAACCGCGAGCUGCUGGAUAUUGCUAUCAAUUUCACACAAGAUGUUGCCAAAGGGCGUCGCUUAUUGAGUUUCAUCCCCGUAAUGCUGAAACCAUUUGUAGGGCCGAUGUUACCGUGGUCACGACGAGCACUUAGAAAGUUUUCUGCUAUCAUGAAACCAGUUGUCGAAGACCGCAUGCGGCAAUUAGAGAUUCACGGGAAAGAAUGGGCGGGAAAACCGAGCGACUUAGUGACAUGGCUUGCAGAAGAGGCUCAUCGUGUGGGGAAAUCAGUUGAUCUCGUCGUGCAAGCCCUGUUAGCGUCCAAUUUCGUGGCAAACCAUACCUCCACUAUUAGCGUCACACAUGCCCUGUACCAUCUGGCUGCAGCCGCAGAACAUAUUCAGCCUCUUAGAGAUGAAAUCGAGACUGCUAUAGCCGCGGAGGGAUGGACGAAAGAGGCCAUCGGCAAAAUGUGGAAACUGGACAGCUUCAUGAGGGAAUCCCAGCGAUUGAACGGAAUCAGUGGCAUCUCGGUGAUCCGACUAGCGCUAAAAGAUGUCACGCUUUCUGACGGAACUGUCAUUCCGGCUGGAACGCUCUGUGGGGCGACAGCCGAGGGGACACAUCACGACGAGGAGAACUACAAACAGCCACAUACAUUCAAUCCUUUCCGAUUUUCCGAGAAACGGUCUGAUGAAGGUGAAGGGAUAAAACACCAAUAUGUCAACACGUCCCCAGAAUAUAUCUCCUUCGGCCACGGCAAACAUGCCUGUCCGGGUCGCUUCUUUGCUGCGAGCGAACUGAAAGCCGUGAUCGCGUAUUUGGUUGUGAACUACGAUGUCAUGUUCCCGGGAGGGGGAGGGCGGCCGACAAACCAGUGGUUUGCUUCUUCAGUCAUACCCGAUCCAACUGCGAAGAUUAUGUUCCGCAGACGACGACGGAAUGACCAAUAG
Messenger RNA from Fibroporia radiculosa, 1497 nucleotides. RefSeq lists its product as uncharacterized. Gene Ontology annotation, molecular function: iron ion binding; oxidoreductase activity, acting on paired donors, with incorporation or reduction of molecular oxygen; heme binding. The coding region runs from base 1 to 1497 and encodes 498 amino acids. The record is from RefSeq and is a predicted model, not a curated record. The transcript has 11 exons. NCBI's taxonomy places the organism in Eukaryota, Fungi, Basidiomycota, Agaricomycetes, Polyporales, Fibroporiaceae.